AUGGCUAGGAAAAUGUUCAUUGGAGGUUUGAACUGGGAGACUACGGACCAGUCUCUGCGUGAUUAUUUCUCGGAGUUCGGUGAGGUCCAGGAAUGCACUGUCAUGCGCGACAGCGCCACUGGUCGCUCGCGUGGAUUCGGUUUCUUGACCUUCCGCGACCCGAAGACUGUUAAUACUGUUAUGGUGAAGGAGCACUAUUUGGACGGCAAGAUUAUUGAUCCCAAGCGUGCCAUUCCCCGUGAUGAGCAGGAAAAGACCAGCAAGAUCUUUGUUGGUGGUGUCAGCCAGGAGGCUACUGAGCAGGACUUCAAGCAAUUCUUCAUGCAGUUCGGACGCGUGGUCGACGCUACUCUCAUGAUUGACAAGGACACUGGUCGUCCCCGUGGUUUCGGAUUUGUGACUUUCGACAGCGAAGCAGCAGUGGAGAACGCUCUUUCACGCCCUCUCGAGAUUCUCGGCAAGCCCAUUGAGGUGAAGAAGGCGCAGCCCCGUGGCAACCUGCGCGACGAUGAUGACCGACGCGGCGGCCGCCGCGGUGGAUAUCGUGACAUGAACCAAAACGAGGGAGGUCAACAGCAGGGUGGACAGCAAGGACCUGCGAGUGGCAUGACCCCUCAAGUCAUGGCCCAAUACUGGCAGCGUAUGCAGCAAUACUUCGCCAUGAUGCAGCAGCAGAUGGUCGCCUCCCAAGGCGGUGGUAUGCCCAACAUGAACAUGGGAGCCAUGAACCCAGCCAUGAUGCAGCAGAUGCAGCAGAUGCAAAUGAGACAGAUGCAGCAAAUGGGCAACCAGCAGCAGGGCAGCAUGAGCCCCAACCCUCAAAGCCCAGUCUCCCAGCAGCAGAUGCCAAACAUGGGUGCAAUGAUGCAGCAACAGCCCAGUAACGGCGGCAGCGACAACGCCAGUCCCGGCCCCAACGCGGCCAGCAUGUCAGGAAACUUCAACAACGCCAACCGCCAGACCGGCCCAGGCUACAACGCCCAUGAGCAGAUCGCCUUCGAGCAGCAGAAGUACGAACAGCAGCAAGUCCGCCGUUCGAUGGACCCUCGGGGAUACUCGCCUUACCAGCAAGGCGGGCCGACCUCAUGGGAAGGCAUGUACGAUGAAGUACCCCAGCCAAACAUCCCCACUGGACCCUCAGGUAUGAAGCGCGUCGGAAGUACGGGUAGUGGAUCCACCCCCACGCCACAGAGCGCCGCGCCAGCCAAUGCUCCCACGGGACCUCGCAACGCAGGCAAGCCCGGUGCAAACUACCGUGGCGGCGGCCGAGGAGGCCACCGCGGCUUCCACCCAUACCAGCGUUAAACCACUCAACAUGGAUAAAUGCAAGUGUUGCUAUUCUGUGUCUUAAAAUGUUACUGGCACGCUAGUUCUUUUUCUUUUCUUUUCCAAUCUGUGUUUUUUUACGUCUUUUUUUACCUGGGGCCUGGCUUCGCUUGUAACAAGAGAGGAAAUGGUAAGGUGGUCUGUGAUCUGUGAUUAUGACUGAGUCCCGAUGUCGAAUUCGAGCUCGAUUUUACACUCCCAGUUUUUU
Penicillium canescens is the source of this 1534-nucleotide messenger RNA. RefSeq lists its product as uncharacterized. Gene Ontology annotation, molecular function: RNA binding. The record is from RefSeq and is a predicted model, not a curated record. Lineage: Eukaryota; Fungi; Ascomycota; Eurotiomycetes; Eurotiales; Aspergillaceae. Bases 1 to 1305 code for a protein of 434 amino acids. The transcript is spliced from 4 exons.